Molecule: messenger RNA, 2871 nt
Organism: Perkinsus marinus ATCC 50983
Lineage: Eukaryota; Perkinsozoa; Perkinsida; Perkinsidae
Product: kif4, putative
Exons: 18
Coding region: 28-2871 (947 amino acids)
Biological process (GO): microtubule-based movement
Molecular function (GO): microtubule binding; ATP binding; microtubule motor activity
Source: RefSeq, a predicted model, not a curated record
AAGGCUCUAUUCUUUUGAGUCGAUUGAAUGCAUAAUUCGGCAGAGCAGAACAUCAUAAGAUUUCCAGUUCCAGAAUCCAAGGCCAGGACAAGGUCUCCUACCCGAACAUCAAUGGACAGGCCUGAGUCCAGUGGAGGAGCGGCUCGGGUUAAUCAUCUUCGAAAGAAUGGCUCAGUGACACCGACUAAUCAAGCGGGUAGAGGACCGCCUGGAGCCCUCGGCAGCAGUGCUGACAUCUCCGUGAACGGAGCGGGCAAUAAUGGGGGAGGGUCUCCAUCAGCUCCUCCCAAGAUACGGGUUACGUGCAGAAAACGGCCGUUGAACCGGCGGGAGCUGGCAGCGAGGGGAGGAGGCGAUGUGGUAGCUUGUCGGGAUGGGGCCGUCGUGGUUAGUGAGCCCAAGCUCAAGGUGGACCUCACUAAAUACGUCGAGGAGCAUACGUUCCAGUUCGAUGAGGCUUUUUCUGAGGAAACGACCAAUGCUGAACUGUAUAACGUAUGCGUUCGUCCCCUGGUGUCGGCAUUAUUCACUCGAAAGGCCAAGUGCACUGUGUUCGCAUAUGGUCAGACAGGCAGUGGGAAAACUUAUACUAUGCUUGGAUGCCACGAGCCAUCUAAUGCUACACCAGGCCUCUUUGCGCUGGCUGGAAAUGAUAUCUUUACGGAGUUAGAGAGAUACAAUCACCAGGCUCAUUCCGCUCACCCAUCGAGCAAAGACGAGCUAACGAUAAGGGUGUCCUUCUACGAGAUCUACUGUGGGAAGCUGUUUGACUUAUUGAAUCAGAGGAAGUUAUUGGCAGCAAGAGAGAAUGGUCGGAAUCGAGUGGUGAUUGUUAACCUACAAGAGAGAGUCGUCGGCAAUUCUGAUGAGUUGAUGAGGGUGGUGGUGGAAGGCAUGGAGGCAAGAACGACUGGGGUGACAGGAGCCAAUGCAGACAGUUCACGCAGUCACGCGGUGAUGCAGAUCAGUUUAGUGCAUAAGAAGCAGAUGAAACACGUGCAUGGGAAACUGUCGUUCAUAGAUCUGGCGGGGUCGGAGAGAGGCGCGGAUGUGGUAGAUCAAGAUCGUCAAACCCGUCUGGAUGGUGCUGAGAUCAACAAGUCGUUGUUGGCACUGAAGGAAUGUAUAAGGGCGUUGGAUCAGCAGGCUGAUCAUACUCCCUUCAGAGGCUCGAAGCUCACCCAGGUCCUCAAAGAUUCAUUCGUAGGCAGUAACUGCUCUACAGUGAUGAUAGCAAAUAUAUCGCCAUCAGCAGCAUGCGUGGAGCAUACCCUCAAUACGCUGCGCUACGCCUAUAGGGUACGGGAAUUGAGACGGGGAGAUGGUGUAAGCCAAGACCAACAUCAAAACGCAUCUAAUCCGGGCAACAACGUGUCCAACAACGAAAGCCUGGCUCCUGAGGACCCGGCGAACUUGUUGCCGAGAUAUGCUAACCCUCCAGUACGACAACAUACGGAGAUGAAGGAGAGGAAUGGCAGGCUGAAAGAGCGGCAAAAACCGGCUGAAGGAGGGGGACGAGGUGUGCCAGCGCCUAGACGCCCGCCGUCACAGGAGAGCACCCAAUCGACGGGCAUGCGAUUUCCGCCCGCGCCUCAGACUCAUCAGAGAGUUGUAGCUGAGCAGGCUGAGAAGAAGCGAGCCGCGAGUGGUGACCAUGGUUCAUGGGCCUCAAAGAACAGCACUCGAUCCAACUCGAAUGGUAGCUGCGAGCAGAGCAUGGUGGUGACGACGGUUAGGCGGGAGGCUCCUGUAGUGCGUCCCAGGGAGGAGGUCAUCAAUCUUGAUGACUUGGCCAAGCAGCACGACCAGCUGAUCGGCACUAUAUUGGCAGAGGAAGAGGAAAUCAUUACGUGUCAUAGAGGCCAUCUGGACCAGAUGGUUACACUAGUGCAUCAGGAGAUGGCUGAGAUUUCACGCAUCGAUCAACCAGGCUCCGAUAUUGACCAGUACGUCAACUUCCUGAACGAUAACUUGGAGAAAAAACAGCAACUGAUUGACGGAAUAAGGCCGAGGGCGUUGGGAAUAUCAUCUUCUGUGUCGAUGCGACCACACAGUGAGAUGAAGAAGAGACGGUCUUCUGAGGGAUCUAAUUCUGCGGCGAGUGAUGGUUAUGCGAGUAGCACUGCUAGCGGUCGUAGGGCGCUGACGCCGGUUCCGAGGCCUAUAUUGAGUAGUCCUAGAGUACGAGCGAUGACUGGGAUAGUCAGCCCUCGUGGAGAAUUCUCGAGGCGGCCGAAGAGCGCGAGUGAGGAGCCGAGUAGAGGUAAAGGAAAAGGCCGUAGCAGAUCUACUCCUAAGUGCGAUCCACCGUCAAGAGUCCAAACGAUAUCAUCGAGGGUUGAGAGCAAUCCCCCAGCGCGAGGCUGCACGAAACAGAGGGAGAGGAGCAGUAGCCGAGAUCCGGCUGAUAGAAUGCGGCCAUUCUAUAUGAGGCUGGGCUCUCAGGCAAGGAUGGAGGCCACGACGGAUAGUAGACGUAGUGGUGAGGUGGUAAGUGGAGGUGUCACGAGAGGAGCAACCAACAUGAGGAGGGUGAACAAGCGAGUUGUGGAAAGAGUUAGUACUACUAGUUGUGCACAGCAGAACGCUGGGGUGAUUGAAAAAGGAGUUGAUGGGGAUACUAAGGCGUCACCAAGCAGUGAUCUGGCGCUGGGGGAGCUCAGCCCAGUGGUGGGUGAGGAGAGCCGGUGGCAGAAGCAAGUCGAUAGCUUGACGGCAGCCCUGGGAGAGAAGGACGAGCGGAUAGAGUCGUUGCAGAGACAGCUGAAGGAUCAGGAAGAGACCGAUAAGGCACGAUGGGAGGAGAUAGCAGCGCUGAGAGCGGAAGUGGAAAGCAGCAAGAGUGCACUCAGGAAGGUUACCAGUGAGUGA